UCGCAGCAGAGGCGGCGACGGCUGGCCGGAGCUUCCAGUGACACGAAAGCAAAGCGUUUAGGGUUCCGAUCCAAUGGUGAAGGCGCUGCAAGGAGGAGUGGGGAGCCAGAAUCUGCCGGCGGAUGUGGCUCAGGUGAUCGAUCAGUUGGAGCGCCACUGCUUGGCUCCCGAUGGAUCUCUCGUCUCCAAAUCCGCCUACUAUGACCUUCAACUCGCGAGAGAAGAGAUGGAGAGAGAAAGAUUGCGUUACUUGGAAGCUAUGGCAAUUUACUCCGAAGCAUCUGCUAUGGUGGAAGAGUAUCAGCAGGCUGUGUCAAGCCUUGGUCUUGGAGGCAUUCUAGACGUCCUAUAUCCACAGCUUAGCUUGAAGAGCCAUUCCCAGGUUUAUGAGACACUAGAGCAUCGAUUGGUUGUUGCAGAAGCAGCUCAGAAACUAAGGCUUCCUCUUAUAUCAAAAGAUGGUGAGGUUCAUGAGGAAGAAAUUGAAAAAUGGAGUGUGAUGUCACGAAGCUCCCUAGACAGUACUGGUACCAGUGCCACAAUCAGCUCAAGCUCUAAUUCACUUUAUUAUCCAAAUAGUACCACAAACAGCGCAGGUGCAAUGGGCAGUGGCUUUUCUCCAAGUGUUGGUGAUUCAUUGGAUCCUGGAGUUGGUGGCUUAGCCAAUCAGUAUCUUGGCAUCACCCCAGCAUAUCUAUGGCAAACUCAGCUCCAACAAAUGCCAUUAAUGAUGGACAUGACUGAAUUCCAGAUGUCUUUGUCCUGUGAGAUUGAGACCCGUUUGAAGGACAAAUGUGAUAAGUUAGCUGAUGCUUUUGUUGAUGAUAUUGAUUCUGCAUCUGCUGCUCAAAAUUCAACAGCCUGGCUUCCAGAGAGGGUGAAGUUGAUAACUGAGGAAAUUGAAAGGGAAGAAGGAGCUCUGAGGGUGGACCUCUAUUCCGCUGAUAGAAAAUUUGCUGAAUAUUACAAUGUCUUAGAGCAGAUCCUUGGGGUGCUCAUUAAGCUUGUCAAAGAUUUGAAGUUGCAACACCAACACAAAUAUGAUGAACUACAAACAACUUGGUUGUGCAAGAGGUGUGAGACAAUGGACGCAAAGCUAAGGGUUCUGGAGCAUGUUCUACUACUGGAGACUUACACUCAGGAGUCAAUACCAGCGCUCCACAAAAUAAGGAAAUAUCUUAUCGAGGCUACCGAGGAGGCUUCUCUUGCAUAUAAUAAAGCGGCCACACGCCUUCACGAGUAUCUGGGCGUCGACCCCCAAUUUGACACGAUUGCAAGACAAUACCAGGAGAUAGUCAGGAAAUUGGAGAAUUUGCAGUGGACAAUCCAUGAAGUUGAGAAGGACGUGAAGCAGAGCAAGUAGAUCCGCCAUCGCUCCUGUGCUCGUGCUGUGUUGUUACUGUGCAGUUCUUGGUUGUCUCAAUACUCAAUGGUAUUGUUCCCGCAACAGCUCUUGCUGUCUCCACUUCAGUUUAUUUUUGGUCUUCUUCUUGUGUUUGAACUUUGAAGUUUGGUGUUUGUACAUAGUAAAACGCGUGGAGAACUGGAGAGUUCUUUUUGUAGGCUAUAACUGGAGAGGGACGGCAAUGGGUCGGGUUGGGGCGGGUUUUGUCAAACCCAAACCCAUGGGUUUAUCUGCUAAAAAAAUUCGGGGUAAAACCCGCUGGGUUUGAAAAACUCAAACCCAACCCAACCCGUUGGGUAUCCGCGGGUUCAUGGGUACCCGUGAGUUUUUGUGGUAAAAAAUUUACAAUAACAAGUUUCUUUCAAAAUAAAAGUUUAACAUCAAUUUUCUCAUACAAAUUAUUCAUACAAAAAACACCAAUAUAGAGCAUACAAGCAAACCGCAAAUGAUCAAUACAAAUUGUUCAAAUUUAAAGAUAAACAUCUAUAAACAAUAAUAUUAAUUGAAAGCUUCUUCCUCGUCAACUAAGUUUCUUCACUCUCCACUUCAUAAUAUCAACUUCAUUCUAAACAAUUAGAAAGAACAAAUUAUACAUGUCUCCACAAACAUAAAGAAUAUUAGUUGUUUAAGAAAAUAUUAUUUAGAAUAUUAAAUAUAUGGGGAAAGUAAUUAUAUGUGUGUGGGCGGGUACCCAUGGGGCGGGUUUAUCUAAAUCCAAACUCAACCCGACCCGGUGAAUAGUGUAGCGGGUUUAAACUCGAACCCGGCUCAAAACCCGUCAACACGGAUUUUACCCGCGUUGACCGGGUUGGGUCGUCGGGUGGGUACUCGUGGGUUCGGGUUUUGUUGCCAUCCCUAUUCAGAGUUGCCCGUCCUGACAUAUUUCGCCUCGUAUUGAAGGAUUGUGAAACCAUAGUACUAUAUUGAAGAUUAUACAGAAAAAAAGUAAUGAUAAGCAAUGCAGUCAAAAUCGCGCUUUAAAACUUAAAAACUUACGAUUUUACGCUUUUAGGUCGCCAAAACGCUUUCUUUUCCAUAUAAAAACUUAAGUGUAUAAAAUCGGACUAAAUUGCGCUUUAAAGCUUAAAAGCUUACGGUUUUACGCUUCCAGUUCUCCAAAACGCUUUACGUUUUUACGCUUUUAGCUCACUAAAUUAGUAUUCUUUUCAUGAAAUUAAUUAUAAAAUGUAUAUUUUAAAAGUAAAUCACCAACAAUAUGAUACAUUUGAGAUUAAAAGAUACAUAUAAGGUACUUGGAGGCAUUCUCAACUUCAAUAGAGUAAUCUAAUUCACCAGCUAGACUUUUCCCAAAUUCAUUAGCAUAGUGGGAAAAGUGGUUUAUUGUUAAAAUUUAUGUUUACAAACUUAUUAUUAAGAUGCUAUAAGUUGUUCUACUUUAGGCAUGAAUCGCAUGUAUUUAUUGACUUAUCUAAAUUCUGUGCAUUCAUAUUUUGCAUAGCAUAUGUCCUACUUCAUAGAUUUCUAGUUAUUUUUCAGUAUGCGUAAAAAACUUACGCUUUUACGCUUUGAUUCUACGCUUUACGAUUUUACCCCUUUUCCGCUUCUAGAUAGAAUCGCGCUUUUGACUGCAUUGAUGAUAAGUUAGUUUUUAUCAAAUCGUGAUUUAACGGUGGUUUAACCAUUCAUCCAUAGAUGGCGGAUACGAUGACUAAGGCCGUGUUUAGUCACUUAACUAAGACUCUCCCAGCUCUUAGAUCUGGUCACACCAAUCUGAUGGUAAAAGUGGGAAUACCCUUUUAAUUAAUGACAGGGGUAGUGUGGGUAUUAUGAAAAAUUACGAAGUAUACAGAGUGGACUUACAAACAGUACAAACCACACAAUCAAUACAAACUAGAGCGACAAACCAUACAAACAGAUUUACAAACAAUACAAAACGUACGGACUAUACAAACAAUACAAAGUAGACCGACAAACAAUACAAAUAAUAAAAAAUGGAAAAACAACCAAGUUGACUUUGGAGGCUUCAUCCCUAUAUAGAUUGGCACUGUCCCAAAGUUAACCAGUUGUUUUUUAGACAUACAAACAUUACAAAAAUGGUGGAAAAAAUUACAAACUAGACCGACAAACCAUACAAAUGGAAAAACAAUCGAGUUGACUUUGGAAGCUUCAUCUCUAUAUAGAGGACUUUUGUCCAAUAGACAACUAGGUUAAUUUUUAGACAUAAACACAUUACAAACAUGAUGGGGGAAAAAAAAUCAAAACUUACAAACAUUACAAAUGAAAUCAGCAAACAUUACAAAAUACCAAAGCUUACAAACAUUAAAAAAAACCAACAAACCGUACAGAAUACCACUACUUACAAUACAAAUUGGUACACUUGUGUUACAAACCAAUAAAUACAAACCAAUCCCUUUCACCGUUUAUAGUAAUGUAUUAAGAAUUUAAGUCGAGAUAUUGUACAUAAGAAUCAUUGAGAGCUUAUAGCCAUUAGGGUUUUUUUUAGUAACGUACCAAGCAACGGUGAAGGGAUUGAUGAUCACAAUGCAGCUUCUGGGGUGGAUAUGGCGAAUGAGCGGGUCAGGGUGGGUAUCUCAGUCUCUAUAGUCGUCUCACACCAAAUGCGAGUCGGGAGAGGUAAUACUCAAGCGGGUACGUGACAAGGUCAGUCGACCCACUUUUAUAUGUUAUGUGGAAAAAAAAUGUACGCAAAAUUUUACUUUUUAUGAUAAAACGACAACAAAAAAAACUUUUUGAAUGAAAAAUAAUGAUAAUA
Linum trigynum is the source of this 4139-nucleotide messenger RNA. Lineage: Eukaryota; Viridiplantae; Streptophyta; Magnoliopsida; Malpighiales; Linaceae. The record is from the annotation of a GenBank genome assembly.